Molecule: messenger RNA, 1655 nt
Organism: Peromyscus leucopus (white-footed mouse)
Lineage: Eukaryota; Metazoa; Chordata; Mammalia; Rodentia; Cricetidae
Gene: Bst1
Product: bone marrow stromal cell antigen 1
Exons: 9
Coding region: 172-1119 (315 amino acids)
Biological process (GO): positive regulation of B cell proliferation
Cellular component (GO): plasma membrane
Molecular function (GO): NAD+ nucleosidase activity; phosphorus-oxygen lyase activity
Source: RefSeq, a predicted model, not a curated record
AACUCCUUUCUCGGAACGGAAGAGGAAAGGGGAUGGAAGGGCGCCUGCCAUGGGUUAGGAUGAGCUUCCAGCUAACACUCAACUAAGGGGAACCGCCUCCGCGGCGGGAGAGAAAGGAGAAACUGGGAGGAGUCCAGGAGGUGGUUGGUUGGAAGACUCAAAGUCUCCUCGAUGGCCGCCCAGGGAUGCGCGUUGUCUCUGUGGCUGUGGCUGUCCCUGCAGCUGCCGCUGCUGCAGGGGGCGAGAGCUGCCGCAGCGCGGUGGAGCGGGGAGGGCACCACUCCGCAUUUGCAAAGCAUCUUCCUGGGCCGCUGCGCUGAGUACACCACGCUGCUGAGCCUCCAGCCUGGGAACAAAAACUGCACAGCCAUCUGGGAAGCCUUCAAGUUGGUGCUAGACAAGGACCCCUGUUCUGUGCUUCCCUCAGACUAUGACCUCUUCAUUAACCUCUCCAGGCACGCCAUUCCGAGAGACAAGUCGCUGUUCUGGGAGAAUAACCACCUACUCGUUACCAGCUUUGCAGAGAACACCCGUCGCCUCACGCCCCUGUGCGACGUUCUGUAUGGCAAGGUUGGAGAUUUUCUGAGUUGGUGUCGACAGGAAAAUGCCUCUGGACUUGAUUACCAGUCCUGCCCCACAUCAGAAGACUGUGAAAACAAUGCUGUGGACUCCUAUUGGAAAAGUGCAUCCAUGCAGUAUUCAAGAGACAGUUCUGGGGUGAUCAAUGUCAUGCUGAAUGGCUCAGAGCCCAAAGGAGCCUAUCCCGUGAAAGGGUUUUUUGCAGAUUUUGAAAUCCCGUACUUACAAAAGGAUAAAAUCACAAGAAUUGAGAUCUGGGUCAUGCAUGACAUCGGGGGACCCAAAGUGGAAUCCUGUGGUGAAGGCAGUGUGAAAAUCCUGGAAGACAGACUGGAGGCACUGGGGUUCCAGCACAGUUGUAUCGAUGACUACGCACCUGUGAAGUUCUUAAUGUGUGUGGACCAUACCAAUCACCCGGACUGUGUCAUGAACUCAGCCUCAGCAUCCCUGCGGAGGGAGAGCCCAUCUUUUUAUACGACAGGGGAUGCCAGCCUUGUCAUUUCUCUCUUAGUGGCUUUGACUUCAGCUUCUCAAAUGUGAUUAGGAAAUCGCCGUGCGGGUCUAACAGAAGCCAGCCUUGCAUCAGCCUUGACUAGUCCACCCUGUUCUGUGUAGGCCAAGGGAGCCCCGUGUCUAAAGACACUUUCUUCUAGGAAAACAAUGUAACCAGAUGGUAAUCCUAUUAUACUUAUGCUCAUGAUUCAAGAAACAAGACAUUUAGCCAGUCUUGCUUACCAGGCAGAAUUUGCUACCACAGAAUUAAAGUUAUUAUCUUUUAUUUUGAUAAUAACACAAAACACUGUGACCUGGAGUGUUAUAGAAUCUCAUAUAAUUAAAUAUAUUUUUGGAAGUAUCUGUAUUUUCUAUUUUCUGUAUGUUCCUAUUUCAAAAGACACAAUACAUGCUUGUUAAGAGCUUCAGAUACCUGUACAGUAUAUAAAGGUAUAUAUUUAAAUACAAAGUUAUAUAUAUAUCGAUGUCUUUUUAAUGACUGCUUAUGGUAAGGGAACAACCUAAAAUGUCAAAUACACACACACACACACACACACACACACACACACACACACACACACACA